This is a messenger RNA of Aspergillus bombycis, 1479 nucleotides long. RefSeq names its product glycerophosphoinositol/ glycerophosphocholine transporter. The transcript is spliced from 3 exons. The record is from RefSeq and is a predicted model, not a curated record. Gene Ontology annotation, cellular component: plasma membrane. NCBI's taxonomy places the organism in Eukaryota, Fungi, Ascomycota, Eurotiomycetes, Eurotiales, Aspergillaceae. Gene Ontology annotation, biological process: carboxylic acid transport; transmembrane transport. Gene Ontology annotation, molecular function: carboxylic acid transmembrane transporter activity. The coding region runs from base 1 to 1479 and encodes 492 amino acids.
AUGACCGACGAUCCAGAGAAUGGAAUGGCAGACGCCAGGGCCGAUGCGCCCGUGGAGGCAGGAAAGGAGCAUGAGGCAACGCAAACCACCGUCAAGGAAAGCACACUGGUCUAUGACAACAAUUCUCCCGACCCUAGCAGGCGAGAUUCCUAUCGCCCCACGAAACUGCAGAGUAAUUUGACCAUUGUUAGCUGUUACAUCGCCAAUUUCAGCGACGGGUUCCAAAACAGCCUUGCCAAUCCUACCAAUGUGAUCUUCAAAAAGCUCCUAGGCACCGAUGGGUAUCCCUCGGAGAUGCAGACGCGUAUUAGCAAUUCGCUCCUAAUCGGCGCCAUCUUGGGUGUCCUCGCCCUGGGAUACACAUCGGAUAUGUUUUCCCGUCGAGCAGGGUUACUAUUCACCUCUGGUCUCGUGGCGAUCGGAACUCUGAUGUCGACGCUUGCGCUCCAAGUACACCCGACGCACAACAUGCUCUGGUACUUUGUGAUAGUGCGAGGUAUCGCUGGCUUCGGUGUUGGGGGCGAGUAUCCCCCCAGCGCAGCAGCAGGAAUCGAGGAAUCAGACGACAAAAUACCGUGGACCACUGUUUGUUUCCUUCACGACGCUGAUGGCGACCUCGCUGCGCCCAUCCAGAUGAUCGUGUAUCUCAUCUGUCUCAUUGCCAGCAAUGAGAACCUCCCAGUCACCUUCCACGCCAUAUACUCGAUUGCUACGAUAUUGCCAGUGAUAAUCAUGGUUCUGCGUUUCUUCAUGACCGACUCAACCCUAUUCCACAACUCGAACUUCAAACACCAGAAACGUCCGCUCAAGUUCUACCUGCUCCUCUUGAAACGCUAUAGAUGGCGUCUUUUCACCACUUCCCUCGCAUUCUUCCUUUAUGACUUCAUCAACUUCCCCAACAGCAUCAUGUCCAGUACCAUCAUCAACUCCCUCGUCAAGGACCACAACAUCCGGACCACCGCAAUCUGGCAGGUCAUCCUUGGCGCCCUCCCAGUGCCCGGCGUCAUCGUAGGCGCAUGGCUCACCAAUGCAAUCGGACGCCGAUGGACCGGCAUUCUCGGGUUUGCCGGCUACAUGGUCCUUGGGUUCGUCAUUGGCGGCACAUUCCCUCACCUCUCAAAGAAUAUGCCCGCAUUCGUGGUCUUGUACGGACUGCUACAAGCCUUGGGCCACAUGGGGCCUGGUGCAACGAUCGGAUUGAUCUCAACGGAGUCAUUCCCCACAGCCAUGCGUGGAAUGGGGUACAGUAUUGCUACUGCAUUCGGGAGAACGGGUGCCGCGGUUGGGACGCAGUGUUUCACGCCGUUGCAGGAGAGGGCGGGCAAACAGUCGACUUUCUAUCUAGCGGGUGGCGUUGCUAUCCUUGGAAUGAUUGUGUAUUGGUUCUUGCCGGAGAGUAGUGAGUUGAACUUGGAGGAGGAGGAUCGGGAGUUGAGUCAGUUCCUGGCUGAGAAUGGCUUUCCGAUGGAGAAGGCGUGA